AUGGUGAUCAAAGUCUACAUAGCAUCGUCUUCAGGCUCCACGUCGAUUAAAAAGCAGCAGCAGGAUGUAAUGGGCUUCCUGGCGGCCAAUAAGAUCGACUUCGAGGAGUGUGACAUUGCGGCCGACGAGGAGAACAGGAAGUGGAUGAGAGAGAACGUCCCGGAGGAUUCACGGCCGGCCACAGGGAACCCACUGCCCCCACAGAUAUUCAACGACGCCACGUACUGCGGGAACUAUGAAGCCUUCUUUGACGCCAGAGAGGACAACGCCGUGUAUGCGUUUCUGGGUCUGACAGCUCCCCCAGGCUCUAAGGAAGCAGAGGCACUUGCCAAGAAGAUGCAGCAGCAAUAG
Knipowitschia caucasica is the source of this 351-nucleotide messenger RNA. The record is from the annotation of a GenBank genome assembly. Lineage: Eukaryota; Metazoa; Chordata; Actinopteri; Gobiiformes; Gobiidae.